AAAAAUGGCUGUGAAUUCGGUAUUAUUGCUAAACUAGGAAAUAUAUUUUUGAUAAGAUUUCCAAUAAAGAUCGGGGGUAUCAGGCCAUGGCACCUGAAAUUCGGUAAACGUGUUACGGCGCGGAUAACACUGCGGAACAAUGCGGUAGUAGCUACGCGCAGCUUCACCGCUCACACUUCCCGUAUCGAAACCACUUUUCAUGGAUUAGUGGUCAGAGGGAACCAUUAUCUUCUUGCCAACGAUAACAAAUUUUGCUCCCACGAGGGGCUGCAAUUACGGCAGAAAAUGGACAAAGUAAAAUCUUGAUUGGUAUUACCUCGGACCUCUU
Ceratina calcarata is the source of this 328-nucleotide messenger RNA. RefSeq lists its product as uncharacterized. The transcript has 2 exons. Lineage: Eukaryota; Metazoa; Arthropoda; Insecta; Hymenoptera; Apidae. The annotation marks the transcript as partial. The record is from RefSeq and is a predicted model, not a curated record.